AUGGCCAAUUUAGACGACCCCCCUCCGCAGCCUGCGCCGACAGCCGCUCGUGCGUCUGACAGUGCAGAGCCUGCUGUAGGUUCUGAUCGUGCCCGUGCAUCUGACACUUCCAACCGCGUCGCCGCCGCAAAACCCGGCGCGAAUCCUAGCGCGGGCUCUUCCGGCGGCUCCCGCAGCUCCAUGUCCACCGAGGCGCUCGUCGCCGCGACGGCGCGCGCCGUCGCGAAUAUUAAUCUCCAAGACUAUGCCCACAGCCCCAUCCACACGGCGAUCCUGCAGCGCGAUUACCACGCUUUAAGGCGCAUUCUCGCGUCCGUUCCGCGCCCGCCGAUUCCGGGGAGUAUCAAGACCGAAGAGCAGUCAUUGGCUGCGGAGGUCCAGGCUGACGUGGCGCAGCGCACGCUGGAUCGGCGCGACGUGCCGCACAAGGAGUCGCCGCUGUGCCUCGCGGUGCGACUCGGGGAUAGGGCCGCCGUGGAGCUAUUGGUCCAGGCUGGCGCUGACGUCAGCCUCCAGAACGGAGGUGGCUGGACGGCCAUUCAAGAGGCCGUGUGCACGCGGGACGAGGCCAUAGCCACAUCUAUUCUGCGCCACAGCGGGGUGCAGGUGUGGGCGCGCUACAUGCGCCGCCUGCCUGCCCUCGCGGCCAUUCUCACGCGCAUGCGCGACUUUUACAUGGAGGUCACGUGGUCCUUCGAGUCCUCCGUCAUCCCCUUCGUCUCGAGAAUCGCUCCAAGUGAUACGUACCGCAUUUGGAAGCGCGGGCCGAGGCUCAGAGCUGACAUGACUCUUGCUGGGUUUGAUGGCUUCAGGGUGAAGCGCAAGCCACAGAGUCUGAUCUUCAUGGGCGCGCCGAGCCCAGACGGGAAGCUGAAAGCCGGUACGCUGCUGGUGCUGAAGCACGAGCGGAAAGAGGCCUUUGAUGCUCUUGAGGCCGCGGGUUCAAUUCCCACCGACGCCGAAUUAAAAGCCGAGGUGCAAUCGCUGUUCAUGACGAAUGUGUAUAAGGCAGGGAUUGAUGUCUCGCAAGCGGAGCUUACUCAGGUAUUGUCCUGGCGGGGUUUGCCUAAGGUGGAGACUGUAGCAGGGCACAGGGCGAUGCUUUACGAGAUGCAGCAUGUGCACUUCAUGUUUCGGUCGAGACGGGUGCCUGGUGCUAUGACUGAUGAGGAGUUUUUAGGGGAAGGGGCUGGGAAGGUGAAGGGGAGGGGAGGAGCGGGGAAGGGAGGGAGUGGGAAGGAAGGGGAGGAUGGAGCAGGGAAGGGUGGUGGGAAAGGAGGGAAAGGGAAAGAGGAGGCGAAAGCAGGAGGGGAGAAGGGGAGUGGUGGGAAGGACAAGGGGAAGGAGGGGAAGAUUGGGGAUGCUGGGAAGGGAGGGGAGGAGGAGGCGGGUGAGGGAGGGGAGGGGGGAGAUGGGAUAGUGGAGGAAGAAGAGGAGGACUAUAAUGGUAUACUGACAGAGGAGGAAAGGGCGCAGCUCAAAGCAGCAUUGGCCCAGGUGGAAGGGAUGGGGGAGGAGGAGGACGAGGAGGGGGGGGAGGGGAGGGAGGAGGAGCGGGAGAAGCAGGGAGAUGGAGUGAAGGGUUCGAAAGGAGGUGGGAAGGGGAAGGAGAAGGGAGGGGCAGGGGAGACAGGUGCAGGGAGGGAGGUGGAGGAGGAUGGGGGGGGAAGGAGAGGGUGGUUGGGGGGCAAGAAGAAAAAGGAGAAGGAGAAGGAGAAGGAGAAGGAGAAGGAGAAGGAUGAGGAAAAGGAUGGGAAUGCAGAAGGGUCUAAGAAGGGAGGAUGUGAGUUGCAAGAAGAAUCCAAGGAGAGCAAGCGGCAGCUUGAAAGGAAGCUCUCUCGAAGCUUCUCAGACCGUGAGAGAGACAGCAGGGACGAGGAGAGGGGCUCGGGAAAAGGCAGCAAGAGGGAGAAAGGCGAGGGGAGGAGCGGGGGGCGGAGCGGGCGGGGCGGGGGAAGCGGGGGAGGUGGGGGAGGAGGGGGAGGGGAGGAGGGGGAGGAAUAUGCGGAGAAGGAAGGGGAGAGUGAGUAUCGGCGGGGGCUGAAGCCGGUGCUGUGGAUGACGAGGGAUUUCCCUCUUGAUAUGAAGGAGCUGCUGCCGCUGCUGGAUCUGCUUUCCAACCGAGUGAAGGCCGUGCAGCGACUGAAGGAAUUGCUCACGAUGAAGCUACCCCCUGGGAUGGUGCCUGUGAAGGUGGCCAUUCCUGUGGUCCCCACUGUCCGGGUCUCUGUCACAGGAUUACAAGUGGAUUGA
Closterium sp. Yama58-4 is the source of this 2253-nucleotide messenger RNA. Lineage: Eukaryota; Viridiplantae; Streptophyta; Zygnematophyceae; Desmidiales; Closteriaceae. The record is from the annotation of a GenBank genome assembly.